This is a messenger RNA of Contarinia nasturtii (swede midge), 1291 nucleotides long. RefSeq names its product beta-1,4-N-acetylgalactosaminyltransferase bre-4-like. Gene Ontology annotation, biological process: carbohydrate metabolic process; glycosphingolipid biosynthetic process. The transcript has 4 exons. NCBI's taxonomy places the organism in Eukaryota, Metazoa, Arthropoda, Insecta, Diptera, Cecidomyiidae. Gene Ontology annotation, molecular function: N-acetyl-beta-glucosaminyl-derivative 4-beta-N-acetylgalactosaminyltransferase activity. The coding region runs from base 275 to 1186 and encodes 303 amino acids. The record is from RefSeq and is a predicted model, not a curated record.
AAACUUGUGUUCUAUCAAGAAAAAAUCUUCAAUAAAUUUUGACGGAUUUCUAGAAAAGAACUAAUUACUUGCUAAAAUUCUUUCGUAUAUUAUUUUACGCAAAUGAAUGAACAUGCAUAUUAUUGACCUGUAAUACAAUUGUGAAAUUAUGUUCUUAUCGCGCAUAUUCGAAUGUUAUUCUUUUCAUGUUUGAUGCAUGUGUGUAUUACAGUGUAUAUUGGAUUGAAACGUAAUCUUAAAUCUUAUCGAAUCGGCCAAAAAUCUAAAUGGACCAAUGGCAUGGAGUCGGCCGAACCUCUUCAAGGCGGCUUUUUUAUUAUGUCUUCUCCUUUUGUUGUUGCUAAACAUUUCAUAUUUUCGAAGAAAGGAAAUAAGAAGUGGGAUCUUAUGGCCCAUGCCUUUUCAUUCCGAACUGAGAACAAAAGAUAAAUAUAAUAACGAAAAAAGAACAACAAAUGAAAAUGCAUCUGAACAAACUUUAUCUACAGAGCAUCGUUUGAGAAACAAGAAAGAACAAAGCAAUACAACCAUUAACCAUACAAAAUCAAUUUUAUCGACAACAAAUCUUAAAGAGGGCACCUUUGCAGCACAAAAAGAAAGCGCUCUAAAUGAAUGUGAUAAUUCUUCAUCAUUACAAAAUAUUCAUAAAGAUGAGAGUAUGAUGACGUCAGCCCAUACGUCUUUUAAAAGCCCAUUCUUAUCUAAGUUGAUGACAAAAUUUGGUUUAAAUACCUGUCCAUUAAAUCCACCAAAUUUGAAAGGACCAAUUAAAGCUGACACAGAAUUUGAGUCAUUAUCAUCGAUAGAAAAACGAUUUCGCGAUCUUUUACUACCUGGUGGCUGGUACAAACCACAAAAAUGCAAUCCAAAAGAUCGUGUCGCAAUAGUUAUUCCAUAUCGCGAUCGUGCUGAUCAUCUACCAAUCUUCCUAAAAAAUAUUCAUUCAUUGUUAAUGAAACAACAAGUAGAGUAUGGCAUUUUUGUAAUAGAGCAGAUCACUGACGGUCUAUUCAAUCGGGCAGCUCUCAUGAAUGUUGGAUUCUUGGAAGCAUUAAAACUACGCCAAUGGGAUUGCUUCAUUUUCCAUGAUGUCGAUUUGAUUCCUCUAGAUGAUAGAAAUUUGUAUAGAUGUCCAGAUCAACCGCGUCACAUGUCAGUGGCUGUUGAUACAAUGGGGUACAAGUAAGUAAAUUGUUACACAAGUUAUUGUUUCAUGGAGCUUUACAAUAUGUCGCCAUAUGGUAAAAUUCAACUAACAUUACUGUCCUUUAAAUGAUGUCGGGCGCACGUU